AAACACAAUUCAAAACUUGACUACUAUAGUUCUGUGAGAAGAAACCAGAAAGAGAGAGAAGAUGAAGGUGCUUAUAGUUCUUGUUGUGAUGGUUGGAUUUCUGUAUGGCAUUGAGUCAAAAACUUUGGUAACUGAGAACGAGAUGCAAGAUGAAUCUGAAGAUAGCAUUGCUGCUGAUAUUGAGAAGAUGCCAGCUGAAGGUUUUGAAGAAACUGAGAAACAGUUACAACAGGCACCAUUGGAUGAGGAAGAAGAACCUACAGAAGAAGCAAAACAAGAGGAUGAAGUGCUUGCUAAUGGUUGUAAAAUAACCAGGAGGGUCCUUGGUUAUUUCUAUCGACCAGUAUCGCACAGUGCAAGGCAAUGCUUCAGUGUCCGUGUUCCCUCAACCAGGCCGGUUUAUGGAACAAGAUGCGUAAACCACAGUUUCAAGUACAAUAAUAAGCAAUAUUACAAACGUCAGUGUUUCACUGUGCGACUGAGUAUCAGAGUUGUAUAUACUACUGCCACAAGAUGCUGGACAUACACAAAAUUCUCCAGGUUUAAUUAUACUUAUAAGUGGCAGAGUGUCACUUUUCGUUAUUGAUCUGCAGGUAA
This is a messenger RNA of Amphimedon queenslandica, 597 nucleotides long. RefSeq lists its product as uncharacterized. Lineage: Eukaryota; Metazoa; Porifera; Demospongiae; Haplosclerida; Niphatidae. The record is from RefSeq and is a predicted model, not a curated record. The coding region runs from base 62 to 586 and encodes 174 amino acids. The transcript has 3 exons.